Molecule: messenger RNA, 2067 nt
Organism: Aspergillus bombycis
Lineage: Eukaryota; Fungi; Ascomycota; Eurotiomycetes; Eurotiales; Aspergillaceae
Product: FHA domain protein
Exons: 5
Coding region: 1-2067 (688 amino acids)
Cellular component (GO): cytoplasm
Molecular function (GO): protein binding
Source: RefSeq, a predicted model, not a curated record
AUGCCUGGCUCAAAGGCCAUCGUCACCCUUUAUCCGCUUGACGUAUCGGAUGUCCUUCCAUAUCGUUCCUUGACCUUCACGUCGGACUCUGAUCAUAUCGAGGUUGGCCGCGCCUCGAAACGUGAGAGUAAGAACCUCAUCCCUACCAACCAUAAUGGACUGUUUGACUCUCGCGUAAUGUCUCGGAAUCAUGCAACAUUGCGUGUAUGUUUAAACAACAAGACGGUCUAUCUCAGUGACGGCAACUCUAUGCACGGUACCUGGGUGAACGGCGAAAAGAUACGCGCUGGGGAGGCCACUAUUGUCAGAAGUGGGGAUGAGGUGAUUUUUGGAACAGAGGUUAUUCGUGGUCAUGAGACUUUCCCCCCACUCAAAGUUCGCUGUGAACACCAGUGGAUAGAUUCUGGUGACGAGGUUGUGUUGGAUGUUAGCAACAACCACCAGGCGAAGCGGGCAACUAAUACGUUCUGUGUUCCCGACGAUGACGAUGAUUAUGAUAAUGAAGUGAUUUAUGAUUCAAUCCCAGCCCCAGUAGUGACGGCUGUUGAAAGUAGCUCUGAGUCUGCUGACUCCGAUCCUGGCUCGGAUUCAGAUGACGACUCAGUCAUGGAGAUUUCCUCCCCAAUUACUUCUCCGCCUAAAGGUGGUGACAUCAUCGGAUCACAGGAAAGCCCGAUUGACGUCGAUAGCGAACAAGCUGAACAGCCUCUUGCAACCCCAAGAAUGACUCCACCCUCAACCGUUGAUGUCGCAGAGGAGAUCAGAAACAAGGUUCACGAACGGCCCUCCCAUAUCCUUCACAGCCCAGAAAGUACAAUAGUUCUGGUCUCUGAAGAACAGUCGGUUGCCGAACCUAGUGUCUGGGAGAGCGAGGAUGACGACCAAGCUGAUUCCAUGAAUGAAUCAAUGUCUGAGUCACAGUCGGAAUAUGAUGGCGAAGAAUCUGACCCAGAUAGGCUUUCCGUGAGAUUGAGUCCUACGCCAUACAUGGCUAUCAAUCAGGGUAUACAAGCAAACACGACAUGUGGUGAUUAUGAUGCUCCGAAUAGGGGUUUUUAUUCGAAGGGCAAGAAAGCAGAGGGAUGCGCACCAGAUCUUACCCGUCAGACCGCGGCCAGCUGCGGAAUCAGUAUUCCUCUCUUUAACACUACCUCUCCGUGUCUUGAUGAACCGAGCACGUCUUGGCCGGACACUGUCAGAGAUGGCGCGAACUCCGGCCUCCCUUUACAUCCGAGCGGAAAAUUAUUUGAUCACUCACUUGCAGGGCUCCAUUGCACUACUUUCACACAGGCCAUGGAGCCUUGGCAAGCGCACGCUGCUCACGGUCCAGCCUACCCCUUUUCAGAUCACUGCAGCCCACGCCCUCCUUACAAAGAUGGUCCAUUUGUCAACUCGCUAUCCCAGUUUGUCGAUAGUAAUGAUCGAGAUGACACUGUUGUCCCUACCGUUACCGCGGCCGCCCCUGGCAACGAAAAUAUGCAGAGCCGUUCUACUGAUAUUGAGAUCCGUCCAACGGAGGCGAGUGACGACACUAAUUUGAGUAAAGUUGGCGUACAAUCUUCAUCACUUCUAGAGAAAAUGCGUGGGCCAGAGUGCGAUACGCUUGCAUCACCCCAUAAUGAUGUUGAUCCAUCGUCAAAAGCUACGGCCAUACCUAGGCAGGGACUCAAGAGGAAAGCAUUGGAUGCAGAGAUUAAUUCUCUGGAUGACGAUAAUGUUGUUAUUCAGGAUACUUACCCCUGUACUGAGAACAAUUUCUCGGUGGAUGAGAGACCUACGGUGGAAGAGGAUGAUUCAUGUCUUCCUGAUGCCCAGCCACAUAUCACUGUACCCGAAUUUGGAACCGUACCAUCACAACUUACUGAAUUACCUAUUACACACGCAUCUCAAAAGUCCGAUAGCUACCCCCUCCCUACUCCAGCCAAUGGAAGACCGUCGAAGCGGUUGAAGACUUCUGAAACGGCAAAUUUCAAGAGUCAUGCUGCUACUGCUGCCCUGGGCGCAGUGGUUGGUGCAAUCGGUACUAUUGCUAUCCUUGCCUCGCUCCCCGCGGAUUACUUUGCUUAG